Messenger RNA from Eruca vesicaria subsp. sativa (arugula), 1500 nucleotides. The record is from the annotation of a GenBank genome assembly. Lineage: Eukaryota; Viridiplantae; Streptophyta; Magnoliopsida; Brassicales; Brassicaceae.
AUGGCAGCUGCACGAGGUUUGCUAGGGAAAGGAACCACACUACUUACAAAACUGCAGCAUAUGGCCCUUUCCCUAACCCAGUCUGGAGCACGGCUUUUCGUUACUAGAUUCUUGAGACAGUUCAUAUCGAUUGGCUGUGUAACGAUACUAGAAGAUGGAGGAACAAUGAUCACGUUCGGAGGAAACGAUUCUAAUUGUCUUUUGAAAUCUAUCCUCAAGAUUCACAGUCCUCAGUUUUACUGGAAGGUUCAUAUACAUAUAUUUAGGACAAUGAGAAAAUAUAAUAGCCAUUCCAUAGCUAAAGAACCUGCUUCACAGGUAAUGACAGAAGCGGAUUUAGGACUUGCAGAUGCUUAUAUCAGUGGAGAUUUUUCUUUCGUCGAUAAAGAUUUGGGAAUGCUGAAUCUGAUUAUGGUAAAUAACAUGCUUACUUUUUCGAGUUUUCUAAUGGGAUGGUGGACACCAAUGUUUUUAACUGCUAGUUUGGCAUCUGUUAAGCAUUUCCUAAAGCAUGUCUCUAGGCAAAACACUCUAACACAAGCUCGAAGGAACAUUUCUCGUCACUAUGACCUUAGCAACGAGCUUUUUAGUCUCUUCAUGGAUGAUACCAUGUCUUACUCCUCUGCAGUAUUCAAGGCAGAAUAUGAGGAUCUAAAAACUGCACAAAUGAGAAAAAUAACUCUUUUGAUAGAAAAGGCAAGAAUAGAGAAGAACCAUGAGGUUUUAGAGAUAGGAUGCGGAUGGGGAGCCUUGGCCAUAGAAGUAGUGAAAAGAACUGGAUGCAAAUACACUGGCAUUACACUAUCUAUUCAACAACUUAAAUAUGCAGAAGCAAAAGUGAAAGAAGCUGAACUUGAGGACAGGAUCACCUUUAAGUUUUGCGAUUAUCGUCAACUAUCUGAUGCUCACAAAUAUGACAGGAUAAUAGCUUGCGAGAUGAUAGAAGCGGUUGGCCACGAGUUUUAUGAAACGUUUUUCACCUGCUGUGAAGCUGUGCUUGCAAAAGAUGGCAUUUUUGUCAUGCAGUUCACGGCGGUACCUGAAGAGCUAUACGAUGAGACCAGACUAACUUCAGGUUUCAUAACGGAAUACAUAUUCCCAGGUGGUUGUCUUCCUUCUUUAGCCAGAGUUACUUCAGCCAUGUCCUCCUCCUCUGGGCUAUGCAUUGAAAACAUUGGGAUUCAUUACUACCAUACUCUGAGACGUUGGAGGAAGAGAAUCUUGGAGAACCAAAAACAAAUCAUGGAUCUUGGAUUCGACGAUAAAUUCAUAAGGACAUGGGAAUAUUAUUUCGACUAUGUUGCCGCUGGUUUCAAGACUCUUACCCUUAGAAACUACCAGAAGAAAACCAUUGCUUGUGAAAACUCUAGACUUCAUGGCUCUGGAGCGUCUCUGGAUAACAAAAAGGCAGCUCUCCGAUUAUCUUUUGAUGAGUUGGAGACAGAGGAGGAUGCAGUUCCGAAAUUCCGGUGGUUCUUGUCUCUGGCGAAUAUAUCCUGA